AUGUAUAUUUCAAGAUGGCGUUUUUCUCAACGAUAUUUAUUUACCGGUCUUAGUUUAUUAUUUUUCUCAACUUUAUAUCUUUAUUCUCAAUUUUUUCAACAACAACUGGAUUUCUAUGAUGAAAAUUCAGAACAACCAACGUAUUGUGAUCAAACAAUUAUUCGUAAACAUUUUAUGAAUAAUCAAAGUCCUAAACAAUUAUUUGAACAAGAACCAAUUCGAACAGGUUUUAAUUAUGAAAUAAUAAAUGAACUUUUUUGUUCGUUGGUAAAACCUCAUGCUCUUAUAUUUGUUGUUUCAAAAUCAAGGAAUUAUGAUUCACGAAAUGCUAUUCGUCGUACAUGGGGUAAUUUAGAUCGUGUAACAUCUCUCAAUAAAUUUUCUUAUCUUCAUCUCAAACUUCUUUUUCUUAUUGAUAUUGAUGAAACUUGUUUACUAAGCAUCAAUCUUGAACAAGCAUUAUUUCAAGAUCUUGUUCAAGUUCGCUUACCACAACAUUACACGUUAUCAACGUUUCGAGAUAUGGCAAUGUUACAUUGGACAGAAACAUAUUGUCCAGAAGCAAUAAUGACAGUAAAAACAGAUGAUGAUAUUAUUCUUAAUACCUAUUUAUUAGCUAAUGUAAUAGGUUCUAUUCUUACGAAUAUGACAAGUAGUCAAUCAAUACAUCAAUGUAACUAUUCGGAUACAUCAGCAAUUAUUUAUGGAGUUAAAAUCCAAAAUGCUAAUGUUGUUCGAAAUUCUAAUGAUCCAUAUGGAGAAGGACCACGUUAUAUUGUAGCUAAUGAUGAAUAUCCAUGUAAAAAUUAUCCUCUUUACAUGAGUGGUUUUGGUUAUAUUGUUAAUCGUAAUGCACGUUCAAAACUUCUUUGUACUUUUUUUCGAGAUAAAAAACCUUUUCAUAUAUCUGAUGUGUAUGUAACUGGUAUAUUACCUGAAUAUAUUGGUAUACAGCGAAAACAUUUAGGCAUAUUAAUAAGUUAUCAAUCAAGCGAUAAUUGUGAAAAUUUUUUUUUAAAAAAAUAUGCUGAUAAUUAUGCGUGUGCAUCAUCAUUACAUUAUAAUAAUAAGCAAGUUAAUGUAUUUGAACGUUUUAACACAUAUUGGAAAACAUGUCUUUGCUUGAUUCAUUAUAUUUGGUGUGCAACAAAAAAUAUAUGUACUAAUCGUAUUUUAUGUCCACGUCGUCAAUUAGUUUUAUAUCCACAUCUACUCAAUUUUCUAAACAAUGAUUAUUCAUUAUGUAGUCAACGAUCAGCAAAACGUGGUCCACACCAACGUGUUAUUGGUGUAUCAGCUUAUUUAUCUAAAACAGAUAAUAAAAAAUUAGUAUCAAAAGUAUGGACAUAUUUACUUGAGUAUAUUGAAGAAGCAAAAGAAAAAUAUCCUGAUUGGAUUGUUCGUGUUUAUUAUUAUUCACUUGAUAUAUCUGAAGAAGAAAUACUUCGUAUGGAAAAUAAUUAUAAAAAUGUUGAUUUUUGUGAUGCAACAAAUAUUCCUGUGCUUGGCAAUGUUUUAAAUUGGUUACCAGGAAAAAUGCAACGUUUUCUUCCAAUAGCUGAUCCACUUGUUGAUAUAUAUAUGUCACGAGAUAUUGAUUCACCUAUACUUGAACGUGAAGCAUUCAUUGUUCGUGGAUGGUUAGAUUCUCAACAAACUAUUCAUAUUAUUCGUGACCAUCAUGAACAUAGUGUACCAAUAUUAGGAGGUCUAUGGGGAAUUAAAUUAAGUAAAGAACGUUCAUUGGUUAAUAAUGUUUCACAAUAUUUACUUUCACCUGAUGUUGUUAAAUGCUAUAAAGGUAAAGGUGAUCAAAAUUUUCUUGAAGAUUAUAUUUGGCCACAUGUAACUAUGUAUGAUAAAAUGACACUUGAAUUUGAUAGUUUCUUUUGUGAAAGAUUUCCAAAUUCACGUCCAUUUCCAAUACGCAAAGAAUCACCAACACUUUUUAUUGGUUGUCGUCGACCGAAUUGUACGCAGGACAAACACCCCGAAUGUCCGAAGAAAUGUCGACCUGCUCAUCAUCCCGAUUGGAUAUGGUGUUAA
Messenger RNA from Rotaria sp. Silwood2, 2046 nucleotides. The record is from the annotation of a GenBank genome assembly. Lineage: Eukaryota; Metazoa; Rotifera; Eurotatoria; Philodinida; Philodinidae.